AUGUCACUACUUAUUCCAGGUCCUAGAGCUCCUGGAAAUGAUAUUGAUGUGUAUCUGCAGCCUUUAAUUGAUGAAUUGAAAGAACUUUGGGAAAAAGGUGUAGAGACAUAUGAUGCGUCAGUCAAAGAAACCUUCCAGCUGCAUGCAUCUAUUUUAUGGACUAUUAAUGAUUUUCCUGCUUAUGCGAAUCUCUCGGGAUGGAGUACUAAAGGGAAAUUAGCUUGCCCUUGUUGUAACAUGGAUACAUGGUCAUUGAGGCUACCAAAUGGACGAAAACAUGCUUAUAUGGGAAGUCGUCGAUUUUUGCCGCUUGAUCAUUAUUGGCGAAAUAAUGCAAAGGCCUUUGAUGGAAAUAAAGAAAAGCGACCAGCCCCCAAACAAUUAUCAGGAGACGAUAUUGUUGAACAACUGCAAAAUUUUAAUCAGGUGCAAUUUGGUAAAUUUACAAGGAAAAGAAAGCGAGGAGAGAUUCAAUUACCCGGGAAUUGGAGGAAAAAAAGCAUUUUCUUUGAGUUGCCCUAUUGGAGAUAUCUAAAAUUACGGCACAAUCUAGAUGUCAUGCAUAUUGAGAAAAAUGUAUGUGACAAUAUAAUUGGAACAUUGAUGAAUCUUGAAGGAAAGACAAAAGACAAUAUAAAUUCUCGUUUUGAUUUAGCAUACAUGGGUAUUCGACCUGAGCUUCAUGCAACCACGAUUGAUGAAGAUGAAGCUAAGAUUGCUGGACCAGUACAAUAUCGUUGGAUGUAUCCUAUCGAAAGAUACUUACGCAGGCUUAAAUCAUACGUGGGAAACAAGGCUCAUCCCGAGGGAUCUAUUGCAGAAGCUUAUAUUGCGCAAGAAUGUUUGCAUUUUUGUUCAAGGUUGCAUAAGGAAAAAUUGAAGAAUGAAAACUCACAGCAUGUGGAGCAAAGACAUGCAAAAGAAUUUUACCAAUGGUUUAAAAAACAUAUUACGUUUCUGAAAAAUGUCGCGGAUGAAAGCAUAAAUGAAUCAUUAUUUGACUUGGCUUGUGGCCCUGAUACACGUGUUUUUAGAUAUACAAGUUAUCUUAUAAAUGGUUGGAGGUUUAAUAUAAAGGAUCGUGAUAUGCAUUUAAAAUCUCAAAAUAGUGGAAUUCUAGUUAAAGGGGAUAAUAAUACAGGUAAUUUAGAUUAUUUUGGUGUCUUAACAGAUAUUGUGGAAUUAAUGUACUCAAGUGGAAACAAUGUGAUUUUAUUUAAAUGUGAUUGGUGGGAUGUUUCUUCUAGAGGAAGAGGAUAUAAGGAAGAUAGAUAUGAUUUUUUUCUUAUCAAUAUCAAUCGUAGAUUGAACACUGAUGAACCAUAUGUCCUAGCCACUCAAGCUCAACAAGUGUAUUAUGUUAAAGACACCAAAGAUCUGAAUUGGCUAGUUGUUGUGAACACAAAGCCCCGUGACUUUUAUGAUAUGCCUUGGGAGGUUAAUAAUGAGCCAUGUCAAGAAAAUGAUGAGAUUGGAUUGGUACAUGAAUUGUGUAAUGAACCAGAUGAUGAACAAGCGAUAUCUUUGGAUAGGAAUGACUUAGAACAACCCACUGUUGAUGGAAGUCCAAUGGUGCAUGUAGAAAAUGUUGAUAAUGAAGAGGAAAGUGAUUAUGAAACUUUAAAUUUGAUAGAAGAUGAGGAAAGUGAUGGCAUCCAUGAUGAGUAUGAUUCUGAUGACGAUUGA
Gastrolobium bilobum is the source of this 1686-nucleotide messenger RNA. RefSeq lists its product as uncharacterized. Lineage: Eukaryota; Viridiplantae; Streptophyta; Magnoliopsida; Fabales; Fabaceae. The record is from RefSeq and is a predicted model, not a curated record. The transcript is spliced from 5 exons. The coding region runs from base 1 to 1686 and encodes 561 amino acids.